AUGCAGCCGCCCACGAGAGCCCCGUUUUUCCCGUUUUCUCUCUUGCGUGGAAGAAAAGCUCGAGAGACUUGCACCUGCCGUUCUGUCGCCAGCACUGAGGGGCCAAACACGUUCGGGCCGCGAGCUCGUCCCGGUUGUCACGCCCACCAGGUUGCCCCCUCGAAGGAGUCUUUCCAUUCUUCCGCGUUUCAGCUCGUCUCCGCUUCUCGCCUCUCUCCUCUGAUGAGUUCCUGCUUCGUCUCUUUCCUGAGAUACCCUUCCUUUCGGCCUUCUGCACCUUUUUCUGCCCCUCCAUCCUCUUCUACGGUGCCGAUCUCGACGCCGUCCGACUUCUCUCACUCCGCUCCCGCGUCGUGGCGUUGCGUCCCGACUGCUCCUUCUGCUCUUCAUGCUCCCUUUUCUUUCACCACACAGGCCGCCCAUCUGUCUUCCUGUGUGUUCGACGGGUGCUCUCGACUUCCCUGCAGCGAACCUGGGAGUCCCCAGACGCUUCAGCGAGCUCUGGCAACCACCUCGGCUACGGCCUUCCUGCGGACAGCAUGUAUGUCACAUCGCCUCAGGCGGCGGCCCGAUGCUUGGACUUCUGGGUGCUCGGGACAGACAGACAAUGCCACAGCAAGCCCCUGCGUGAGGCCUUUGCUGCGCCCACCCGUCGACACGGCGUCUCGAGCUGCUGCAAAUGACAAAGACGCCCCGCAACCGACCUGUUUCUGGAGGAAUGCGAGGACGUCUCGUGCUGUCCACCGAAACCAAACGGACAUGAACUUCUCGUCCUUCAGCUGCAGCCUUCGGCCGUGCCGCCACACGCUUGCGAAGGCUGCUGGUCACCACGCGCCGCUGUCGAGACACUCCCUGCAGUCACUCCCAGAAUCGCGGAUUCGCGGAGGAACAGUUUCUCGAGGUGAUUCACCCGGCUCACUCACCCUCUCGCCUCGAAACAUGUCGUCAGACGCGAUGCCUGUGCAUCCCCUCUACUUCCCUUCUGCCGUUCCCUUCUCCACGACGUCAGGCUCAAAUUCCUCUACCUUUUCUUGCCCUUCACCCUCUUCCUCGACUUCUUCAACUUCCUCGACGUCCUCAACUUCUUCAACUUCUUCAACUUCCUCGACUUCCUCGACUUCUUCAACUUCUUCAACUUCCUCGACUUCUUCACCUUUUCUUCUGUCUCGUUCCCACAGUGUAGACUGUCGCGCCUGCCCAGUGUCGCGGGCUCCACCAAAUCCUACUUCUCUCCAACUUCUGUUUUCUCUGUUUCCUUUUCUCUGGCCCACGGCGCUGAAGGAUCGCCUCCGCGUCCUGGGGUCUGUCGCAUGUCUCGUCACAGCCAAGGUUCUCACGAUUCAGGCGCCGCUCCUCCUCGCCAACCUCGUCGACGCCUUCCAAGUUCUCCCCCACAACUCCCCCCUCUCUCCUUCUGGAGCGUCCCCUUCCUCAGGAGACACCUCCCUCCUCGCUUCUUCUGGAGAGACUUCGUCUUCGCUGUCGCCUUCUGCUGCGCCAGCCGAGGGUGCGCGCGAGGCGGGGAAAUCCGGGGAAUCUGCGGGACGCGAGAGGCGAGACGAAGGCUCUACCGUGCGUCUGUCUCCUCUUGCGGAAGGUCCUGCUUCUCCAGCCACUGAGGAAAGAACAGCAGCAGGGAAAGCAGGGACGUCUGUCGGAGGCCGAGACGCAGGCGCUGUGCAUGCGUUGGACACUGAGCACCUCAGAAACACUGCACAGAUCGUCUCCGUACCUCUCGGGGUUGUCUGCGGCUUUCCGGUAGCCAGAAUCGCCGCCACUGGAUUCAACGAACUGCGAUCAACUUUGUUUACGCGCGUUAGUCAAAAUGCGAGUUGCGAUUUUUCGUGUCACGCCUUUCUUCAUCUCCACGCUCUCGCCCUGUUCCACGAUAAACGAGCCGGCGAGUUGUCUGUCCUGAUUAGUCGCGGCAUGAAGUCUGUCACGGCUCUUUUGAACGUUCUUCUUUUCCAGAUGGUGCCGACGGCGCUCGAGUUCGCGCUCGUUCUGUAUCUCCUGGGCUCGAAAGUCGGCGGUCCUGUCGCGUGCAUCACGUCUCUGACGAUGGCUGUGUAUGUGGCGUUUACGGCCGCGGUGACGGCGCGGCGCACGAAGAUUCGGAAAGAAAUGAUCGCAGCUGAGCAGCAGUCCGUAGGUUUGUUGGUGGACUCUCUCGCAAACGCAGAAGCCGUGCGCUUCUUCACUGCUGAGAAAGGCGAACUUUCGCGAUUCGAGGCCGUCCAGAGACGCUACGCGGAGAAGCAUGUCUCUGUAAAUCAGAGUCUGGCGUUCCUCAAUUUCGGGCAACAACUGAUCUUCAAUGUCGGAGUCCUCGGAUCCCUCGCCUACACUGCCUCGCAAGUAGCAGCGGGCCUCUUGCCUGUCGGACAUAUCGUCCUCGUCAGCAGUCUCCUGCUGCAGCUCGCCGUACCGCUGAACUUCGUCGGCACCAUCUACCGGGAGACGAGCUUGAAUCUGGCGGACCUGGAGAAACUGUACGAACUCAUGAACCAUCAUCCACCGAUUGUCAACCCACCAGACGCGAGGCCGUUUGUGCUGAAGGGCGGCGCCGUCGCCUUCGAGAACGUCAGAUUCGCGUACCCUCCGUCGCCGCUGCGGCCGGGAAGCCUACCCUCGAAGACGGGAGACGACGAGAAGCCGGAAGCCUCCCGCAUGCUCUUGGAUGACGUCUCCUUCUCCGUCGACGCGGGCAAGAAAGUCGCGAUUGUGGGUCCAAGUGGAGUGGGGAAGAGCACUCUGAUCAAGCUGCUCUUCCGCAUGUUCGAUCCGGCGAGUGGCACCGUCCGUAUCGACGACCAGGAUGUGAAAGAGCUGGAUCUCCAUUCCUUCAGACGGCAAAUCGGGGUCGUCCCGCAAGACAUGGUUCUCUUCAACGACACGAUCGAAUUCAAUAUCAAAUAUGGCUGUCCUUCUGCGACAGACGAAGAGAUGCGGGCUGCAGCCAAGCAAGCGGAAAUCGACGACGUGAUCAUGCGCAUGCCUCAAGGCUACAGCACCGUCGUGGGCGAGAGGGGUCUGAAGCUGAGUGGCGGCGAGCGCCAGCGGAUCGGCAUCGCGAGGUGUCUCCUCAGAAAUCCAGCAAUCGCCGUUUUCGACGAAGCCACCAGUGCGCUCGACUCGCACACGGAGCAAAAGAUUCUAAAGGCCUUUCGAGCGAUGGCUAGAGGCCGCACGACGCUCGUGAUCGCGCAUCGUCUGAGCACGAUUUCGGAUGCAGACAAAAUCAUUUAUUUGAAAGAGGGGAAAAUUGCAGAGAUGGGCACCCACGCGGAGUUGCUCGAGAAGGAGCGCGGCCUCUACCGGGCGCUCUGGGAGUCUCAGCAACACCAGGAGCAGGAGGAGGCCGUCUCGACGCCCGAUCUGACGCUGAGCUAA
Molecule: messenger RNA, 3393 nt
Organism: Toxoplasma gondii ME49
Lineage: Eukaryota; Apicomplexa; Conoidasida; Eucoccidiorida; Sarcocystidae
Product: ABC transporter family protein
Exons: 9
Coding region: 1-3393 (1130 amino acids)
Biological process (GO): transmembrane transport; intracellular iron ion homeostasis
Cellular component (GO): mitochondrial inner membrane
Molecular function (GO): ATP hydrolysis activity; ABC-type transporter activity; ATP binding
Source: RefSeq, a predicted model, not a curated record